ACAGACAAUAUUGAUCGAAACACCAUCGUCACGGUCACAACGGCUACCAGUCUCGUUCCCUUUGUCUCUACUCACUGACGAUGUCUUUGCCCGCCAACGUCAAGCUGUCGGUACAGGGCCAUUCUCGGCCAGGAGACACCCUACACUCCGUGCCCAAGCAAGCAAUGAUCGUCAAGAUGUCGGAGGACGCUCUCUUGGCAAUCCAAGGUGCUCCCAGGCUGGAGUUCGUGUCUGGACCAGAGCUGGGAUUUGUGAUUGGCGGCCAAUUCUUCCCUAUGCGUUCUACUAAUGAAGGCCAACCUCACGAUCUUUAUCUCCGGGCCUCGUCCGCCGCGAAGCCGAUGGCGCCUCUGAAACUCUAUGCCAAUAUUACAGGGAGAUUCACCGUUGAACGUGAUCUCGACAAGAUUCAAACAAAAAUGCGGUCUGCGACGCGGGGCGCGAAAGAGGCGCGGCACGAAAUCAUGAUGCUGGAUAAGCCCCUUCCCACUGCACAAAAGAAGAAGAAGGCACCAGGAACCUCAACGGCAAUGUUCAGAAACCCUGUUCAACAACCCCGAGCAUCAGCGUCGACUCGGCCUGUCUCGCCUUCGCCUCCCGUUACGACUGUCUCUAGUGCUGUUCGAUUUGCAGUACUGAAAUUCAUGGCUAUCAAGGAAAGAACUCUAGAUGAAGUGCUUGCCAUCUUUCCUCGAGAUGAUGAUGACUCGCGGCGACGCGAAAUACAUCAAUUGCUGAGCCAGCAGAUGGGGGAGCCUGGUAAAAGACCAGGCCAUUGGACUUUGCGGCCUGAGAUUUGGAAGGAGGUGCGGCCGUACGAGUGGACUGGGCUCGAUGACAAGGAGAGAAUGAUGAUGGCCCGAACCGCCAGACUUGUUUUGAGCAAUCUCCAAAUUCCUGAGACCGACCCUCUUUGGACGCAUGUCAACUACCGGCCUGAGGAAUCGGCGCUCGUUGGUAAAAGUGGUGGGAAGCGAGGGAUUUCUGGGAAAGAGCUGAAGGAGAAGAAGAAGAAGCCGAAACCCGAUCCGAAAGCAGAAAUCGCAAUGCGAGACGGCAGUCGACCAGUUGCCCGAGUCAGCGAUUCAAGACCGUCGGAUUCUGUUGUGUCCGAGACUGCUGUGAGGCGUACUGGUCCUGGCUCGGGCUAUCGUGCACCGCGGGCGGGUUCACACGAGGCUCGGAUCUCGGUAGCAGUCGACUCAAAAUCUACAGGAAUGGAUUCAAGAGCGACUGUCAAAGAUAUGAAGCCUGCAAAAGAUACAAAAUCGGACGCCAGGCUCAAUGCGAGGACAGACGCGAAGCCGAGUGCGAGACCAGAGGCACGGUCAGAGGCAAAGCCGAACGCGAGGCAAGAUCCCAAUCUCAGAUCGGAUAGCAAGCCAACUGCCCGCGGUCCUGUGGACGUUCGCACGAAGAGUCGGGAGCCGCCGCGACCCUCUGUAAAUGCGAAAGCUGUUCCGCCAAUACCUCCACCGACUCAGACGCGGCCUACGAAAGAGACAGCUCCAGACACUCUGAAACGCAAACAGCCCGUCCAGGAUGUUACCUCAGCUGAACCUGCUAAACGGCGCAAAACGGAUGAAGGCCUACUCUCCCGCGCUGCCGGACUUCCCAACCGACCCGAAACCAGUUUAGCACGCGCAUCACACCAAGGGCGAUCCUCUCUGCCGGCACGGCCUGUAACGACCGCAUCGACUGCCAAACCCGUUCAGUCUGCUGCUUCAUCUAAGCGCCGAGAACCCAUCUAUACUUCCUCUGAGGAUGAAGGCGAAAUUCGACCGGCUUCCCGUCCAAAGACCGAAUUGCGCUCUAUUCCGUCCUCUAGCGGCUCGGCUGCUGCAAAUGAGCCGGGUCGUCUCAGCGAACCGAGUCGUAUGGCACCCAUCCCUGCCAGCGACAGAAGCAAAUUACGAACGCGUUAUAAUGAAACAUAUCUCGAUUACCUGUCGAACUAUCAGCGACUGUUCGCGGAACAGGCGAAAAUCGAGCGCCUACUUAGCAAACGAGACGGCAGCACUGCAUCAGAUUCGGAACUGGAUGAUGUGAUGAGUCCGGAAGAGAUCACCAAACGGAAGAACGACCACUUGCGAUACGAGCGGGAGCUUGAAAAGAUUCGCGUCUCCUUCAAGACGUCUGCAGGCGAGAUCAAGUCAGAGUAGUUCUUUCAUCUUAAUGUAUAUCAGCUGGCGUCCAUAUUAUAUCCCGGAAUCCCAGUCUUCGAGGUGUAGCAGUACAGCAAGCAAGCUAUGUGAUACAGGUUAAACCAUCGAUACGGUCAUUUUGCGCGCCCAUUCGCCAACGACGCAACGCUCGAGCCCCACCAUCGAUCGCCAGACCAGCAGACGUGGCGUCAGCUCAUCCCACGCCGUGCUUUUUUGAGGCAGGCACAUGGAAGCUUGCCAGAGGCACUCCAGUGAGAAGCCCCAGGCCGUUAGACAGUCCAUCUCAGGUACCCGAUGCAAGUCUUCCGCUCGGCACGGAGCACUCUCCGCAUUGAGCAGUGUAUUGAGGCAUCCCCCGUGCAAUGGUAUGUCACGCUCCAGCGAUUGGAUGCCUUGGACGGCGAGAUCAAGCACUUCUCGUAGACUGUGGGGUGGGUUUCCGGGCAGCGAUGACAGGCGUAGGAUCACCGGUGCAAUGGUCGCAAGCACUGUGUCUGGUUUGGCUUCGCGAUCUGUCAGCGAGAAAUUGGGAGACAAGGUAGAGACCCCACCAUGGUUUGGCAUGUUCUUGAGCAGAAUUGCGAGACAUCGGCUGACCACGGAUCGCCAUUCCCCGGCUGUAGCAGAUUCGAGCUUCGCGGCAUCAACGACCACCAGUAUGUUUUCAAGAAUGCGUGUCCAGGCCAAUACUUCUGCAAUGCCUUGGAGAAGCUGUGUCUCGAUCCAUUGCAACAGAUUGCUCUUCAGAAGCAAGGAUGUUGUGGCUUGUCUGUUGCAAGUCACAUUCGCCAGGACCUCGAGAAUGGCGUUGCGCAGAGACUGAUCCUCCUCGGAGCUCUGGAACAGAGUCGCAAGCAGCUCCCAGGUGUGCCUUCGCUUCAGGACACGCCAGUCAUCUGAGGAGGACAUGCCAUCGGCGAUGAAUCGGAUGAUCCAGCCUCGCUCCUUCUUCCAGUCGUCUGAGCUGCUGUAAAGCAUUCCGUACAACAAGGGAACGUCUGUCAAGUCGAUGGACGGUCGCUGAAGCAGGAAUCGUGCCGUCAGAGGAUAGGUGAAAUGCGCGGGAUAGAAGAUGCCCCGCAGUGCAUGGGCAAUAGUCAACGUGGCGUAUGACGGCAGUCGCUUGGCAGGUUCCGACUCUGAGAUCGCAUUCCGCAGAACGUUGAGCACAUAGACGACUUGCGGUUGUUCUUGCAUGUCUGCUGACUGUAAUUUGUCAGGAAAUAGACACAAUUAAGAAAUAAUAUGGGACCUCGAGAUGCGCCCAAAGUGCAGCUAGUUGAGCCCAUGCGACGUGUCUCAGAUCUGCGUCCUUGGACGACAGCCCCCUGAUCACAAGGCUGACGACGUUCGUCCUGAAGAUUUGGAUCCAGGCAAACGCGCUCUCGGGCACAUCCUCUGCCAUGGCAUGCGCAAAGAGAAGAAUCAGAAAUACGGGGUCAUAGAUUUGCGCGUGACUUGAGCUCUCUCUCACGCCCGCUUCACCUGCAGCCAACUUCCUCCAAUCAGGAAAAUGAACACAUGU
Molecule: messenger RNA, 3690 nt
Organism: Mycena citricolor
Lineage: Eukaryota; Fungi; Basidiomycota; Agaricomycetes; Agaricales; Mycenaceae
Source: the annotation of a GenBank genome assembly